This is a messenger RNA of Penicillium malachiteum, 1062 nucleotides long. RefSeq lists its product as uncharacterized. The transcript has a single exon. The coding region runs from base 1 to 1062 and encodes 353 amino acids. The record is from RefSeq and is a predicted model, not a curated record. NCBI's taxonomy places the organism in Eukaryota, Fungi, Ascomycota, Eurotiomycetes, Eurotiales, Aspergillaceae.
AUGGCAGUCACAUGUGGUGGCAACCUUCACAUGGCCACUGUUGUUACUCUGGAUUUACAUACUAAAAUCCCAUCAGAGUUGGCCAUCACUGAAAUUACCACAAUUACUGAGCCUAAAAUCAACCAGAAAUGCUUGGAAAUGGAAUCACCCAGGGUGAAGAGAAUCGACCCACCAAACUAUAAACCAAGGGUCUCUGAUCCCAAAGAUGCAAAGAGUCGGGAUCGAUCAAGAGAAGGAUCACGACCAACAUCUGCUGUCAAUUCUGGUCAUCACUCUCGUUCAGCAUCCAGAAGUACAGCCCGAUCUCGUCCAGCAAGUCGACAGAGCUCCUUCCACUCUUCAAGAAGACCAGUGACUACUGCUAGCAUUGUUUCGGUCCCAGCUCGCACACCCCAACAAGAACGCCGGGAAUCACUACUAGAACUACACCGGGAAUCAUGUCGACUAUUCCAAGAUCCCCCAGCUAUAUCGCCGACGGAGGAUUUCCGACCCUCAUCAACGCAACGAAAUCCCUCAUUCGCAAAUCGAUAUCGGCGCACAUCCUCCGAUAUGGGCACCUCAGCACCACCAUCCCCAAUCGCCUCGUCAUCAUCUAGCCGUCGCUUCGACGAUCAUCACCGCCGCUCAAUAAGUUCCGGCUCGGUCCCUCAACUACAAACAAGAACCCGAUCCAAUACCCUCCCAACUACACACCAUAUACACAAUUCCUCCACAUCAUCCAUUCACGUCCCGGAGACAGUAAUGGAAUGGACAUCCCCCUCAACAAGGAGACGCGAGUACGAGAAAAUCGACCGAGCCAGUCGAGGCAUGCGCGGUCUAUGGCGACGAGUCGCACCACGGUGGUGUCAAGCGCGGGACGCACGAACUCCAUUUUUCGAAGAAGGCAAAACAAGCCGUGAAGGGAGUGUGCGACGAUUCCGCAUGGACCUCCCGGACGAAGAGCAGACCCACUCGGACCCGAAACGUGAUGGGUCCGGUGCCGGUCCGGUUGAUGUUGAUUUUUGCAAUUCAGACGCUUCUCGACGCCUCUGGACAGGUCGUCGGUCGAAGACUCUCAAAUAA